AAUUGGGGCAUGCUCUUUGCUCCUAGAAUAGCCUGUGUGGCUAACGGGAGGGAGAACUGGGACUUGCUUCUGGUCUCCAGGGCAACAGGCCAGGUGACCAAUCAGCUCCUGGGCCUCCAGGGCAACAGGCCAGGUGACCAAUCAGGUCCUGAGCCUGGGGUCAUUGUUCAGCUAAAUGUGUUGCUAUGACUCCUGAAACCCAAUUGACGGAAGGAAGGUACGGGACAGGAGCCUGCUUCGUGUCCUGGGCUUGUGUCCUGCAAGUGUGUGGAAAUGUCUGUGGAAAAGGCCACGAAAGUAGGAGAGAGUUUUCAAAGGGUCCUGGGAUUUAAGAAGAUGGAGAUGGACAACCGGUGGCAGAACUCACACACCCACUGUCUGUGGCAGACGACUCUGGACCAGAGGAGAAACCUGUAUGCCACCCUAAGGAUGCAGGGCAUCAUGGGACAGGAGUUGGCCCUGGCCAACAAGCAGCUGCUGACGGUGAGUUCCAGCACGGGCGGCCUGCGGUCCGCUGGGUCCCCAGGUCCUAGCUGCUGCCGUUACCUGCCCGCCACGUCUGCCUCGGAGGCCGUCAGCGUCACACUAGAGCAGUAACGUGUUUCGUUAAGGGGCUCUUCGUGUCCAGCUGCAGGUGACACAUCCUCGAGUCCCAGGGCACGGACUAGCUCCCCCCCGCCCACGUCCAGCAGCUGCCUCUCAGAGCCCCUCUCUCCCGGGAGUGCCCAGGGGUCAGCAUGUCACCAUCUCUGUACCCUGGUGCCUAGCAGAGGUCAUGGUUCAUGGUGUUCUCAGCAAACGUUUGCUGAGCGUGGCUUCACCCCCAGAGAAAGAGCCAGAAAGAGCCCGGUAGGCUCCCCCUCCGGUGUGCAACCUCGAUGCUCCUGCCCAGAUUUGUGUGCCAGCUAAGUCCGAACCCGGAGGAUGCACGCUGGACUGCCGUCGGGGAGCACGGGAAAGGGGGCGAGCAGCCAGCCUGGCGUGACGCGCUGCCCUCCCCACCAGGCUCGCCGGGCGGCCCUGCACCAGCUGUUCGAGGCGGAGCACCGGCAGCACCAGCAGGAGCUGAAUCAGACGGGCAAAGCUUUUUACGUGGAGA
This is a messenger RNA of Suricata suricatta (meerkat), 1099 nucleotides long. It is a transcript of the gene CFAP141, whose product is annotated as chromosome 3 C1orf189 homolog. NCBI's taxonomy places the organism in Eukaryota, Metazoa, Chordata, Mammalia, Carnivora, Herpestidae. The record is from RefSeq and is a predicted model, not a curated record. Bases 274 to 597 code for a protein of 107 amino acids. The transcript has 3 exons.